Messenger RNA from Dama dama (fallow deer), 821 nucleotides. It is a transcript of the gene PFDN1, whose product is annotated as prefoldin subunit 1. Gene Ontology annotation, cellular component: prefoldin complex; cytoplasm. Gene Ontology annotation, biological process: protein folding. The record is from RefSeq and is a predicted model, not a curated record. Gene Ontology annotation, molecular function: protein folding chaperone. The coding region runs from base 125 to 493 and encodes 122 amino acids. The transcript is spliced from 5 exons. Lineage: Eukaryota; Metazoa; Chordata; Mammalia; Artiodactyla; Cervidae.
AACCAAGCACACCGACUCAUGCGCAGGAGCAGAAGGAAGAGGCCCUAUCAAACCUUCAGGACGCGCCCUUCCCCCACGCUCUUUCCGGGCUUCUCCCACUGCGCAGGCGCAGCAGAGAAGCAAGAUGGCGGCCCCCGUGGAUCUGGAGUUGAAGAAGGCCUUCACAGAGCUUCAAGCCAAAGUUAUUGACACUCAGCAGAAGGUGAAACUUGCAGACGUACAGAUUGAACAGCUGAACAGAACGAAAAAGCAUGCACAUCUUACAGAUACAGAGAUUAUGACUUUGGUAGAUGAGACUAACAUGUAUGAAGGUGUAGGAAGAAUGUUUAUUCUUCAGUCCAAGGAGGCAAUUCAUAAUCAGCUGUUAGAGAAACAGAAGAUAGCAGAAGAAAAAAUUAAAGAAUUGGAACAGAAAAAAUCCUAUCUGGAGCGGAGUGUGAAGGAAGCUGAGGACAAUAUCCGGGAGAUGCUGAUGGCGCGAAGGGCACAGUAAACCCCUCAACUUCUGAGCCUCCAUGUAUCAGUAGUAUGCAGAUGAGGAAGAAAGGAGAACAGGCAUAGCUGAAUAUAUGAUCACAACAGUCGUACCUCAGUGGCAGUCUGCCUAGAGUCUCCUCGUGUCUGACUCUUUGCAGCCCCUAUGGACUGCAGCAUGCCAGGCACCUCUGUUCUCCAGUCGCCUGGAGUUUGCUCCAUUGAGUUGGUUAAACAAUCGCCAUUAUUAAAAACUAAAUUUGUAAAUUUACAUUAUAUUAAAAGUAAGGUUAAUAAUUAUUAAGAACUUGUCCUUUCUGAAUUACUAAAUUUGACCAUUAUCUAUU